AUGGAAAAUAUUCCCCCAUUGAUUUUCAAAAACCCAAUAAGAAGAACCUCAAGGAGAUCAACAAUGUAUCUUGGUGUUAGAAAAAGACCAUGGGGAAGAUAUGCAGCUGAAAUUAGGAACCCUUAUACCAAAGAGAGACAUUGGUUAGGCACAUUUGACACUGCAGAAGAAGCUGCAGUGGCCUAUGAUAUUUCAUCUAUUAAGAUUUGUGGCAUUGAUAAUGCUAGAACUAAUUUUCAUUACCCUUUUGUAUCUCAUCCACAGCAACCUCCUCGUUUAUUACUUCCUGCACCCCCACCACCCACCCCAGAGUUGGAUGCAAGUAUCCCUGAGAUGAAUGUUGCUUUUGAUGGUGAUGAUGAAUCAAUGGUUAUUGCUUCUAUCUUGCAAAGUUUUUCUAAUUCUGGUAGCUGUUCUUUAUAAAUUUUGGUUUCCAUGAGACCAUAUAA
This is a messenger RNA of Medicago truncatula (barrel medic), 449 nucleotides long. Its product is annotated as ethylene-responsive transcription factor LEP. NCBI's taxonomy places the organism in Eukaryota, Viridiplantae, Streptophyta, Magnoliopsida, Fabales, Fabaceae. The coding region runs from base 1 to 423 and encodes 140 amino acids. The record is from RefSeq and is a predicted model, not a curated record. Gene Ontology annotation, biological process: regulation of DNA-templated transcription. The transcript has a single exon. Gene Ontology annotation, molecular function: DNA binding; DNA-binding transcription factor activity.